Molecule: messenger RNA, 3891 nt
Organism: Hyaena hyaena (striped hyena)
Lineage: Eukaryota; Metazoa; Chordata; Mammalia; Carnivora; Hyaenidae
Gene: ITGA7
Product: integrin subunit alpha 7
Exons: 25
Coding region: 16-3429 (1137 amino acids)
Biological process (GO): integrin-mediated signaling pathway; cell-matrix adhesion; leukocyte migration
Cellular component (GO): integrin complex; external side of plasma membrane
Molecular function (GO): integrin binding
Source: RefSeq, a predicted model, not a curated record
CGCAAGGUUCGCCGCAUGGCGGGGACUACGAGCCGUGGUCCUCGGGGCCCCCCCGGGAUUUGUUACCUUCUUGGCUCCCUGCUGGCCGGACUGCUUUGCCCCGGGGCUGUCGCCUUCAAUCUGGACGUGAUGGGCGCCCUGCGCAAGGAGGGCGACCCGGGUAGCUUCUUCGGCUUCUCUGUGGCUCUGCACCGGCAGCUGCAUCCCCGACCCCAGAGUUGGCUGCUGGUGGGGGCUCCGCAGGCGCUGGCUCUGCCUGGGCAGCAGGCGAAUCGCACCGGGGGCCUCUUCGCUUGUCCCCUGAGCCUGGAAGAGACUGACUGCUACAGAGUUGACAUCGACCGUGGAGCUGAUGUGCAGAAAGAGAGCAAGGAGAACCAGUGGUUGGGAGUCAGUGUUCGGAGCCAGGGGCCUGGGGGCAAGAUUGUCACCUGUGCACACCGGUACGAGGCACGGCAGCGAGUAGACCAGAUCCUGGAGACCAGGGAUGUGAUCGGUCGCUGUUUUGUGCUAAGCCAAGACCUGGCCGUCCGCGAUGAGUUGGAUGGUGGGGAGUGGAAGUUCUGUGAGGGGCGCCCCCAAGGGCAUGAACAGUUUGGGUUCUGCCAGCAGGGCACAGCUGCCGCCUUCUCCCCUGACAGCCACUACCUCCUCUUUGGGGCCCCAGGAACCUAUAACUGGAAGGGGUUGCUCUUUGUGACCAACAUUGAUAGCUCAGACCCUGACCAGCUGGUGUAUAAAACUUUGGACCCCGCUGACCGGCUCCCAGGACCAGCCGGAGACUUGGCCCUGAAUAGCUACUUAGGUUUCUCCAUCGACUCGGGGAAGGGUCUGGUGCGUGCAGAGGAGCUGAGCUUUGUGGCAGGGGCCCCCCGUGCCAACCAUAAGGGUGCUGUGGUCAUUCUGCGCAAAGACAGCGCCAGUCGCCUGGUGCCCGAAGUUAUGCUGUCUGGGGAGCGCCUGACCUCCGGCUUUGGCUACUCGCUGGCUGUGGCCGAUCUGAACAAUGAUGGCUGGUCAGACCUGGUAGUGGGUGCCCCCUACUUCUUUGAGCGCCAAGAAGAGCUGGGGGGUGCCGUGUAUGUGUACAUGAACCAGGGGGGUCACUGGGCUGGGGUCUCCCCUCUCCGGCUCUGUGGCUCUCCUGACUCCAUGUUCGGGAUCAGCCUGGCUGUCUUAGGGGACCUCAACCAAGAUGGCUUUGCAGAUAUCGCUGUGGGGGCCCCCUUUGAUGGGGAUGGGAAAGUCUUUAUCUACCAUGGGAGCAGCCUGGGGGUUGUCAUCAAACCUUCCCAGGUGCUGGAGGGUGAGGCCGUGGGCAUAAAGAGCUUCGGCUACUCGCUGUCGGGUGGCCUGGAUGUGGAUGGGAAUCAUUACCCAGACCUACUGGUUGGCUCCCUAGCUGACACUGCUGUGCUCUUCAGGGCCAGACCCGUCCUUCAUGUAUCCCAUGAGGUCUUCAUUGCUCCCCGAGCCAUUGACCUAGAACAGCCUAACUGUGCUGCUGGCCACUCAGUCUGUGUGGACCUGCGGGUCUGUUUCAGCUACAUUGCAACCCCCAGCAGCUACAGCCCUAUUGUGGCCCUGGACUAUGUGUUAGAUGGGGACACAGACCGAAGGCUCCGGGGCCAGGUCCCCCGUGUGACCUUCCUGAGCCGUGGCCCUGAUGACCCCAAGCACCAGGCCUCAGGCACCGUGUGGCUGAAGCACCAGCAUGACCGAGUCUGUGGAGACACCAUGUUCCAGCUACAGGAGAAUGUCAAAGACAAGCUUCGGGCCAUUGUGGUGACCCUCUCCUAUAGUCUCCAGACCCCACGGCUCCGGCGACAGGCUCCUGGCCAGGGACUGCCCCCAGUGGCUCCCAUCCUCAAUGCCCACCAGCCCAGCACCCAGCGGGCAGAGAUCCACUUCCUGAAGCAAGGCUGUGGUGAAGACAAGAUCUGUCAGAGCAAUCUGCAGCUGGUCCAUGCUCGCUUCUGUGCUCGGGUUGGCGACACGGAGUUCCAGCCUCUGCCCAUGGAUACAGAUGGGACAACAGCCCUGUUUGCCCUGAGUGGGCAGCCAGUCAUUGGCCUGGAGCUGACGGUCACCAACCUGCCCUCGGAUCCAGCCCACCCCCAGGCUGAUGGGGAUGAUGCUCAUGAAGCCCAGCUUCUGGUCACCCUCCCCGCCUCUCUGCACUACUCAGGAGUCCGAGCCCUGGACCCUGCGGAGAAGCCGCUCUGCCUGUCCAAUGAGAAUGCCUCCCAUGUCGAGUGUGAGCUGGGGAACCCCAUGAAGAGAGGUGCCCAGGUCACCUUCUACCUCAUCCUUAGCACCUCAGGGAUCACUAUUGAGACCACAGAGCUGGAAGUAGAGCUUCUGUUGGCCACGAUCAGUGAGCAGGAGCUUCAUCCAGUCUCUGUCCGAGCACGUGUCUUCAUUGAGCUACCGCUGUCCAUCACGGGGGUGGCCAUUCCCCAGCAGCUCUUCUUCUCUGGUGUGGUACGGGGCGAGAGCGCCAUGCAGUCUGAGCGAGAUAUAGGCAGCAAGGUCAAGUAUGAGGUCACGGUCUCCAACCAAGGCCAAUCGCUUAACACCCUGGGCUCUGCCUUCCUCAACAUCAUGUGGCCCCAUGAGAUUGCCAACGGGAAGUGGCUGCUGUACCCCAUGCGGGUGGAGCUGGAGGGCGGGCGAGGGCCUGGGCAGAAGGGGCUCUGUUCCCCGAGGCCCAACAUCCUCCAACUGGACGUGGACAGCAGGGAUAGGAGGCGACGGGAGCUGGAGCAGCCAGAGCCGCAGGAGCGUCCGGAGCAGCCAGAGCCCAGCACAUCCUGGUGGCCGGUGUCCUCUGCCGAGAAGAAGAGAAACAUCACCCUGGACUGUGUCCGGGGCACUGCCAACUGUGUGGUGUUCAGCUGCCCUCUGUAUAGCUUUGACCGAGCUGCCGUGCUGCACGUCUGGGGCCGCCUCUGGAACAGUACCUUCUUGGAGGAGUACUCAGCUGUGAAGUCCCUGGAAGUGAUUGUCCGAGCAAACAUCACUGUGAAGUCCUCUAUCAAGAACUUGCUGCUCAGAGAUGCCUCCACAGUGAUCCCAGUGAUGGUUUACCUGGACCCUGUGGCUGUGGUGGCAGAAGGAGUCCCCUGGUGGGUCAUCCUCCUGGCCGUACUGGCCGGGCUGCUGGUGCUGGCACUGCUGGUGCUGCUCAUGUGGAAGAUGGGAUUCUUCAAGCGGGCACGGUACCCUGAAGCCACCGUGCCCCAGUACCACGCAGUGAAGAUCCCCCGGGAAGACCGACAGCAGUUCAAAGAGGAGAAGACGGGCACCAUCCUGAGGAACAACUGGGGCAGCCCCCGGCGGGAGGGCCCCGAUGCACACCCCAUCCUGGCUGCUGAUGGGCACCCUGAGCCAGGCUUGGAGGGGCAUCCCGUGUCAGGCACCGCCUAGUUUCCUCCGUCCCAGCCCGGCCUGUGGGUCCCCUCCACCCUUUUCCCAGACAUGGCUCCUUGGGAUGAAGAGGGUAGAGUGGGUUGCUGGAGUCCCAUCAGGAUGUGACAGGAUCUGUUUCCUCAGGGGCAUAGAUGUCUCCCCCCUACAAGGAACACCUCCCAAAACUUCCCCUUAGAACACACUUCCCCUUAGAACACUGUGAGGUGAGGGCAGAUCAGGAAUGGGGUUGUGGGGUAGGGGGAGAAGGGCAGUGAGGUCCUGACGCAAAAGUGGGAGAAGGGACCCUAAUCUCUCCCUCUCCCAUUCACCCAGUUUAAUAGGACCCCAAGGACCUGUCCCCUUGAAAGUGCCUUAAGCCCAGAGGGUUGGGGAGGAGGUUGUGUUGCUGACUCAGGGGUUCUUCUCUCCCUAGUUUCCCCUCCCCUCUGACCUUAGUUUGCUGCAUCAAUCUAGUGGAUU